Drosophila virilis is the source of this 1107-nucleotide messenger RNA. RefSeq lists its product as uncharacterized. NCBI's taxonomy places the organism in Eukaryota, Metazoa, Arthropoda, Insecta, Diptera, Drosophilidae. The record is from RefSeq and is a predicted model, not a curated record.
UUCAGUACACACAACGUACCCAAACAGUAAACACCAUUUUGAUAGCACACUCUCUUCAAAUAUAGAUUAUUGUUAAGCAAUUAAUGAAUAUAUUUUUAUAUUUGUGGGGAAGUGAACAAAAGAAGUUAUGAAAUUGCGCAGCGGCCGAGAAAUCAACAAGGGGCCGAGUCGUGAUUCUGGCAACGCUGCUAAUGAUGGCAACGCUGGCGGCAGCAACAAUGCGCCCAGUUCGAAUUUUGCUGUGAAUAGCCAAAUGAUCAAAAGGCGGCCAGUUCGUCGCAUCACUCACAUUGGCCCACAGCAAAUGGCGCUGAUAACUGAGCGUCUGGUGAAUGGCGCUCCAGCUGAUAGAUUUUCAGCUGCCGAGAGCCUGGCACAGGAUCGCAAUUCAAAUCUAAAUUCGUAUCCAAAUGCGAAUGCGGACAUGGGCAUGGCUCAGCCGCUGCCGAACGAGAUGGCCCCAAGAACCAGAAGGCAGGCCAGAAAUAGGGCUAACAGGAAUCCUGCUGCCGGCCAGCCAAUGGACGGCGUGACUGAGAUACGGAGCGAGUCCGGUAGCCACUCGGCUAAAAUCCUCCAGCCAGCACCAGCAGUAGCAGCAGCAGCAGCAGCGGCGGCAGCGAUUGUUGCUGUGCCAAAGAAGAAACGUGGAGCACGUCGCAAUCAGAAACCGAAACGUUUGCCCACCACAAGGCAGAGCAUGCGUUUCAUCAAGCACUUUUUAGCGCAGUGCGAAAAGAAUCCGACUUGCAAUCGCCAGCACCUGGCCGAUAUUGUCAAUAUCGUUAUCCGAUGGCCUCCGCUCAAGGCCCCAGCUCGGCCGGAUAGUGCUGAGAAUGCGCCGGAGGAUGACCAUGAUGAAAAUUUGGAUGAUCUGACAGAUCCACCAACACCACCCAACACUCCAUCCGACUCACAAGAUUCUUAGCUGCAAAAUUUUAAAGUUAUAUAUGUAUAUAUGUAUAUCAUGUAUAUAUCUAUAUAAUACCCCUGGCCGUCAAAUAUUUAUCAAUUUCUCCAAUAAUUGUGUGUGUGUGUUUUGUCAAAUGUCAAGCGGAAACUGUGUCCAAUAAAUAGUGUGUGGAUGAGAGUCAAUCAAUUAGAAAA